AUGGAACGGGGCCAGACAGGGAGACUCUGGCAGAUGGCCAGAGGGCAGAAUAGGGGAACCAGAGGCCUCUGGCAGAUGGCCAGAAGGCAGAUUCGUACCUCUGUAAACCAGCUCCUGUGCACCUCUAAGGAAUUCAGCUGGAUCCGCCACACCAUCAUCACUGUAGCCCUGCUGGCCAGCACCAACUCCCUGGUUAUCUUUGUCCCCAGCAUCAGGGACAUUUUUGCCGUCAUCAGCGCUUCUGCUGCCUUGCUCAUCUUCAUCCUGCCCUCGGCUUUCUACAUCAAACCGGUCAAGGAGUCCAUGAUGUCUGUGCUGAAGAUCGGGGCAGUCUGGUCACGGUGAUGGAUUGGUCACAUUACGUGAACUUCACACAAAAUGUAUCAGUUAUUGCGAGUAGCCUCUGCUCUUUGAAGACCUGCGAGACAGGCUUUGUCAUGAACAUUAUUGUGCUGUGGUGGCAGCCCGGCUGACGGUGAGUGUCCUGUUUAUUUCUCCUUUUUUUUUUUGCUUGUGAUUCUGUUUUCCCCUGGUGUUGUGUUUUCCUCUACUCUGCCUGCCUC
Micropterus salmoides (largemouth bass) is the source of this 563-nucleotide messenger RNA. RefSeq names its product sodium-coupled neutral amino acid transporter 2-like. The record is from RefSeq and is a predicted model, not a curated record. The transcript is spliced from 4 exons. NCBI's taxonomy places the organism in Eukaryota, Metazoa, Chordata, Actinopteri, Centrarchiformes, Centrarchidae. The coding region runs from base 1 to 345 and encodes 114 amino acids.